AUGAAAGGCAAUUCAUAAUAAUCAAAUUCAAUUUUCCCAUUAUAAGGGUUCUUUUACUGCCCGUUUGGAAUAAUUGACAUUUAAGCUUAUCUACGUAGCCUAAUCGCUAGCUAAUAUAUGUUAGAAAACAAAGAUGAUAUAAAAGUAAAGCAAGAAAUUAAAGAAGAGUAUGAAUCAGAAUCUAUACAAAAAGUUUGUAAGAAAAAUAUAUAAAAAUUCACUCCUUAUAUCUAUCCUGGUGAAACAAAAAACUAUUAUAAGAAUAUUGGAAAGAAACUAUCAUCCUACAUUAUUAAUAAUUUUGACUAGACUUUAGUGAAAUAAGACUAAGUUAUCAUGAAAUUUCUGAAAAUUGAUGGCUAAAACUAUAAUAGAAAUCACUUUAAAGAACUAUUAAAUUCCAAAAUGGCCACAAAAAUUGCAAAAAAUUUCUUUGGAAAUUUUAUGUGGUGUUCCUUGUUUAUAGAACAAAAUAAAACUGAUAUCGAUCUCUAUUUUAGACAUAAUCAAUAGAUUUUUAGAAGAAAAAAAAGAUAAUGA
Paramecium sonneborni is the source of this 540-nucleotide messenger RNA. The record is from the annotation of a GenBank genome assembly. Lineage: Eukaryota; Ciliophora; Oligohymenophorea; Peniculida; Parameciidae.